UGCUGUCCAUGAGCCACAGCGCUCACAUAAAAGCUGCCCAUUGUCUCCAGCAGCCGCUGUUUGACUCUCUACCAUUUGUACAGUUCAAGUGAGGAGCCCGACAGACCCGCAGCGAUGAAUCCCAAAGGGGGGGAAAAGCCGAAGUCGAAGAUUUCGGCUUCUCGCAAGCUUUCCCUCAAGAUGCUUCUCCUCACAAGAGCCUGUGAGGAUUUGGAGAAGGAGAGGCAGGAUAGGGAGGAGGAGAAGGCACGCUAUCUAGGAGAAAAGUUGCCCCCUCUGCAGCUGUCUGGAAUACCACUGGACGAACUACAAAAUUUAUGCAAGGAGCUUUAUUCAAAAGUUGACGUUGUAGACGAAGAGAGAUACGACUGCGAAUUCAAAGUGGGCAAACACAACAAAGAUAUCCAUGAGCUGAAGCUGAAAAUACAGGAUCUCGGAGGCAAGUUCAAAAAGCCCGCCCUGAGGAAGGUGAGGGUGUCUGCAGAUGAGAUGAUGAGGGCUCUUCUGGGCUCCAAACACAAGGGCUCCAUGGACCUCAGAGCCAACCUCAAGUCUGUGAAGAAGGAGGACGUCAAACAGGACAAGGUACUGCUUAAAGAUCUCCUAUCAUUUGCUACCCGAUCUCCGCAGACCAGAGGGUUGUGUUCGGAGGUCUUACUAGAAGGCACGGGCGGAAACAUGAGGAGGGCCUUCCACACACGGCCUCCCCGCCCCUACCUACUGCAGAGUAGGUUAGUGGAGAACCUACGUCGCUCCCGCCUGCAGCCUCCUUGA
This is a messenger RNA of Notothenia coriiceps (black rockcod), 774 nucleotides long. RefSeq names its product troponin I, slow skeletal muscle-like. Lineage: Eukaryota; Metazoa; Chordata; Actinopteri; Perciformes; Nototheniidae. The record is from RefSeq and is a predicted model, not a curated record. Gene Ontology annotation, biological process: cardiac muscle contraction; skeletal muscle contraction. The transcript has 8 exons. Gene Ontology annotation, cellular component: troponin complex. The coding region runs from base 115 to 774 and encodes 219 amino acids.